Messenger RNA from Halichondria panicea, 1215 nucleotides. RefSeq names its product cyclin-C-like. The transcript has 2 exons. The record is from RefSeq and is a predicted model, not a curated record. NCBI's taxonomy places the organism in Eukaryota, Metazoa, Porifera, Demospongiae, Suberitida, Halichondriidae. Gene Ontology annotation, molecular function: cyclin-dependent protein serine/threonine kinase regulator activity. Gene Ontology annotation, biological process: positive regulation of transcription by RNA polymerase II. Gene Ontology annotation, cellular component: nucleus; mediator complex. The coding region runs from base 89 to 943 and encodes 284 amino acids.
AAUAAUCCGAAUUCUAUAAGAAAAUUUGAAAUUGUAAAACAACCACCGUAGGAAAACAAGCAAGAUAUAUACACAUGAUUUUAUAGUGAUGGCUGGUAACUUCUGGCAAUCUAGUCACUACCAAGAAUGGCUGUUGGACAAGCAAGAGAUUGAAAUCGGAAAGCAGCACGACUUAACUUUUCUUGAAUCGAGUGAAAAUCUUCAAAAAGUUCACAUAUUUUUCGCUAACUUCAUUCAAUGCCUAGGAGCUGAACCGUUAAAACUGAGACAACAAGUGAUCUCAACUGCAAUUGUGUACUACAAAAGGUUCUAUUCCCGACACUCCCUCAAGGAUAUAAACCCCUUGCUCCUAUGCCCAACAUGCAUCCACUUGGCCUCAAAAGUAGAAGAAUGUGGAAUGGUGCCUGCUCAUAAUAUCAUUAUGAGAUGUAAACACGUGUUCCGGCAGAAGUAUGCGGCCAUAUUUAAGCUAGACGCCUUUCCGUACAAUGCACACAACAUCCAAGAGUGUGAGUUUAUUCUGUUGGAAAUGAUGGAUUGUUGCUUGAUUGUGUACCAUCCCUACCGACCUCUGACCCUUUACGUGGCUGAUAUGGGACAACAGGACACCCUGUUGUCGACAGCUUGGAGGAUCGUCAACGACACAUAUAGGUGUGAUGUGUGCCUGAUGUACCCUCCCUACAUGAUAGCACUUGCGGCAAUUCACAUGGCAGCUGUUGUCAACAAGAAAGACGUCAAAGGAUGGUUUGCCGAACUAUCCGUAGACAUGGGGAAGAUUCUUGAGAUUACUACUCAAAUUCUUGAUUUGUACAAACUUUGGAAACGUUAUGACGAAGUCAAGGACAUGCCUGAGCUGCUCGAGAAAGUUCCCCGGGCAAAAUCCCCCUCACCGUCAGACGGAGUGAAAUCUAAGGUUUCCACACCCUCACCAUCUAAUAAGUGACUUAUUCAUUCUUCCUUUUACUCAUUUUGGCAAUCAAUUCCCAAUUGCAGAAUUAUAAUUAUUAUAUAAUUAUAGGUACAUACAUGUAUAUUUACAAUACGUGUAUCUAAACAUCGAUCUCUUGUACUGAAAAAUAAAAUUAAUGUCGAACAGUCCAACUACACAAUUGGUACAAUCCUCUGGUUACACACACACUUAUAUUAUAAUACAAUGUUCUUGAUAAUUCUCAAUAUAGCCAACUAUAUACAAUUGGUACAAUCCUCUGGUUACAC